Messenger RNA from Melanaphis sacchari, 1695 nucleotides. RefSeq names its product tetratricopeptide repeat protein 25-like. Lineage: Eukaryota; Metazoa; Arthropoda; Insecta; Hemiptera; Aphididae. Gene Ontology annotation, molecular function: protein binding. The record is from RefSeq and is a predicted model, not a curated record. The transcript is spliced from 5 exons. The coding region runs from base 1 to 1695 and encodes 564 amino acids.
AUGGCAUUGCACAUCAAAUUAGAUGCAUUUUUGAAUACAAAACCACGACCAGAAUGGUUGAAUCAGUUAAGAGUGACUAUUGCGGUGGGCAAAAAGUUUGAGCAGAGAGGUGACUACGAAAAAGCCGCAAAAUGUUAUGAAACCGUUUUAUACUACGACUCCAUGGACACUAAAACGCGCGUCAAACUCAGUAAAUGUUAUCAGAAACUAUUACAACCCGAACAAGCGGCAAAACACCAGACCCAUGCGAUGCAGAACGAUCCUGAUUUACUCCAAACCAUUGAGAAUGAAGCCAGUGUAAACUUUAAAUUGGGAAACUUUGAAAGCAGUUUAAUGACUUAUAGUCGAUAUUUUAUGCGAAGGAAAACGUCGUUUGAUUGUAAUCAAGGAUUACUGAAAGUUAAUGAAGUUAUGAAUAACUAUUUACCUGUUAAUGGACUAAUGAGUUGUUUAAAAAACACAAUAUUACGAAUGAUAGAAAAUGAACAAUUCAUCGAAUUGAAUGCACGUGAACAGUUAAAUAAUCCUAAAAAUUUUAAUAAAAUUCACAAAACUCACAUCGAAAAAAUCCAAGAAGCAUACUAUUUACAAAAUAUAGUACAAAACGUGAGGUUUUAUAGAAAACAGCUAAACAUUUUACCCAAACACAAUAAAAAUGAUAAAUUAGUUUAUGAACAAAUUCAAAAAAUCCUUCACACAUUUGAAACAGCCAAAAAAGAUUUAUAUCAAAAAAAGCCAUUUUAUAUGUAUGUAUGUCAAAGACCAAAUCGCCAACUUAAUGACCAGCGAAAAAUCAAAGAUUUGGUAAAAUUACAAGUUUCCAAGUAUAUUAAUUCAAUAGUUGAACACUGUUUGUCCGGCAAAAUCGAAUUAGCUCGGCGACAAGCCGAAUUAGCUAUAGAAUAUAUGGACGAACAUCGUUAUAAACCGUUAAAGAUAGUAAACACCUUAUACGAAGUAUUCGGUUUGGCUUUGUACUUACUGAAUCGGGAUAUACCCGAGUGGUCGAAUGUGAUGAACCACAAAAGAAUAUUAUUCAUAUUGGGUUCAAACUUCGAUGAGAAGGACGCUUACAAUCACGUCUAUCGCGAAUCAUAUUUUGGCCCCGAAAACCGAAAUACAAAGAGUUAUUUGAAAAAACUCUCCAGGCAGUUAAAUAAUAUCGAAUUAACUACCUACAGACUGUACCUUCAGUACGAGCGAGUUAAAUGCUAUAUACUACUAAACGAAUUCAAAGCCACGAGACCGUUAACGAAAACAAUGUUCAACGACGCUUGUGCUUUGGGUAGUAUCGCGUGGCAAGUAAAUGCCUUAAUGCUAACGAUGAUCGCUGAGUCUAAAUUAGGCAACGGGCUCCAGUGUAUAAAAACCAUCGAGUUUAUAAUAUCACUUAGUAGAACUUUGGGAGAUGAGAAUGUCACCGCAUUUAUGAGAAAAAUGUGGAAAUUAUUUGCUACGGACAAAGUACGAGUGUCCGAAAUAAGCACCGAAGAUGAGCGAAAAGCAAACUUGAUAAACAUCAUGCCAGACUCCGAGAAUAUUUUACUCAUGAACAGUUUAUUAAACCGUAUCGAUAAAUUGCCCAAGGAAUGUCGGAUGUCUCUAAUGUUAGGAGAACCUUCAGAAAUUAACUGCACAGAUCAUCGACCAGACAUUAGACAGGAUCCCUUGAUAAAUGACAAGAGGUGGAAAUAA